Aureobasidium musti is the source of this 348-nucleotide messenger RNA. Lineage: Eukaryota; Fungi; Ascomycota; Dothideomycetes; Dothideales; Saccotheciaceae. The record is from the annotation of a GenBank genome assembly.
AUGUUUCCCACACUCGCCCUUCGCAACUUUGCGUGCCGCAUCACUCUUUUCACGCGCUCAAACUGCAAGUUAUGCUCGGAUGCGAAAGAGGUUCUCUCCAACGUUUGGGACAAGCGACCUUUCGAGUAUGACGAGAUCAAUGUGAUGGAGCAUUCUGAUCCGAAGUGGAAGAAUAUGUACGAGUUUGAUACACCGGUCGUAAACAAAGCGAAAGAGGGCAAAGAGUUCAGCACAACAGGCGAGGCCAGGAAACUCAUGCAUAGGUUCAAGGAGCAUGAGGUUGAGAAACUGAUGGAUGAGUCCAUGAUGGACAAGCCUUCCUCAUCCUCCCUCAUCCGUGUAGCCUAA